This is a messenger RNA of Helicoverpa armigera (cotton bollworm), 3667 nucleotides long. Its product is annotated as facilitated trehalose transporter Tret1. Gene Ontology annotation, cellular component: membrane. NCBI's taxonomy places the organism in Eukaryota, Metazoa, Arthropoda, Insecta, Lepidoptera, Noctuidae. The coding region runs from base 430 to 2781 and encodes 783 amino acids. The transcript has 5 exons. Gene Ontology annotation, molecular function: sugar transmembrane transporter activity. Gene Ontology annotation, biological process: carbohydrate transport; transmembrane transport. The record is from RefSeq and is a predicted model, not a curated record.
GUAUAGGAUGUAGAGGUGCGGGACGGCAGUAUUCGCGGCCCAGUGCCGCCGGACGCACGCGGCGAGCUGACACGCUCCGCAUAAAAAAAUAACCAAAAAAACUACCAAAAUUCUUUUGUUUUUUUGACUACCAACCCUAAUUCUAAAUUUAAAAACUAAAAUUCCAUUUUCAAAUUAACCUUUAGUGUAUUUUCCCCCCGAAAAGCGCAUUGCAGUAGCGGUUUAGAUCGUCGAAUGUUUUGAAUUGUUACACUCGUACCGAAAAAUUCCUUUGGCUCAAUGUAUCCUUCGUCCUUCCCAAGAUUUUAUUUCUGUUAUUCUUCAGAGAAUGGUUUGGAAUAAGUGUGCGAUGUAAUUUCGUCAAUUUGGGAUGCCUUGUUGUGGAUUAUGACGGGUUAAAUCAAGCGGGAAAAAUCUAAUAAGGGGACAAUGGCCGGCUCCCGCGAGAGAUUGCUCUAUGAAAGGAGGCCUGAUUACGAAUAUGAAUACGAAUUCAGGCGCCGAUAUGAGCCGUACGACCGGGAGAGCCACAGGGACACCAAUCGAUACCGGCAGGAGAGACGGCGGGAUCUACACGACCGACCUCGACGCAAGAACGGCUAUGUGUAUGAAGAUAUAUACUCCGAUUUCGACGAAGCACAGGGUCGAUUAUCUCUGUUCAGACCCAUUAGGCCUGAGUACUUGAACCUCCCGACGACUUACGACAUUAAGUACAACUCACUGCCGAGGAAUUAUUAUAACUACGAAGACAGGAACAAUCGGAGGUACAAGAAGGAUCAUUACGAUUUUAGAAUCGAAAACGAGAGACGAACGCGGGAAUCUUAUGAAUCUUAUAGAAAGGCUGUCGAAACUAGACCAAAAGAUACUAUUCCGAAUACAAAAAAUCCGAUAGUUUUAACAACAAGUAAUUCUAACAAAAAUACUUUGAAUGCUCCAACGAAUUCAAGUUUAAAGCAACCGAAAAACGUUGCGAUAUGCAAGCCGCAUCGUAUAUCAAGCAAGAGUGCUCAGUACUGGACGACUGACUCGCCCGAGAGAGGCCGACCUCGGCCGAAGAAGCCCGAAGAGCCGAAAAAGAACGUAAAAUUUUCCGAAGUGUCUGGUUGUAACAGAAAGAUGGUGGUCGACGAUCCUAUUUGCGGCAGGAAAUUGGUACCGGUGAGAGAAUUGGAGGUUUCCUUGGACCAGAUGAUACAGAAUGGUUAUUUUGAGAAGCACAACAUUCCGAUAUCGAAGCCGGUGGAGGGGGGGAUGAAGGAAGAGAUAAAAGCGGCGGGCAGCGCCGUGCCAAACGGGAAGUGCUUAUCGGGCAGCGGGAAGGAAAACCUACCGCCGAGGAAAACAAGACAUCUGCCGCAGGUGCUAGCAGCUCUCGCAGUAUCCUUAGCCCCGUUCUCAGCAGGUCUCGGCAAGGGGUACAGCUCACCAGCCAUAGCCUCGCUGCAAGGACCUGGCGCUAACGCCACGAGGAGGGACUUUCAGCUGACUGAUCAGCAAGCGUCUUGGCUGGCUUCGCUGUCUUUCCUUGGUGCCCUCUUCGGCGGCAUGGCAGGUGGAGCCGCGAUGCGCCACGGGCGUCGCCGCGUGCUCUCAUUGGCUGCGGCACCUUGCAGCCUGUCCUGGCUUCUCACGACGGUAGCCACGUCAGUUCGGAUGAUGUGCAUCACUGCAUUCCUGGGGGGAUUCUGCUGUUCUAUAUUGACUAUGCUGUCUCAGGUAUACAUCAGCGAAAUAUCAGUUCCCGACAUCCGCGGCUGCCUCAGUGCUGUGCUCAAGAUAGUCGGCCAUCUUGGCGUGCUCUUCAGCUUCACCAUCGGUGCCUACCUCGACUGGCAGCAGCUCGCCUUAUGCAUAUCCGCUGCCCCUCUACUUCUCUUCUGCACAGUCCUAUACAUACCUGAAACACCAAGCUACCUCGUCUUGACAGGAAAAGACGAGGAAGCCUACAAAAGUCUCCUAUGGUUACGCGGCCCGAACUCUGAUGUAGCCCAGGAGUUGGCAACCAUACGCACAAAUGUUCUCGCCAGCAAGAACUUCAGUCAAAGACAGAGCCAAAUGUCUGGCAGCCAGCUCCUCAACUCAUUUGAUGUCAGAACCAUGAAUAGACUCUUAGGACCAAUUUUAGUGACUUGCGGUUUAAUGAUGUUUCAACGGUUUUCUGGCGCGCAUGCGUUCUCGUUUUACGCUGUCCCGAUAUUUAGGAAGACUUUCGGUGGGAUGAACCCUCAUGGGGCUGCUAUAGCUGUGUCAUUUGUUCAGCUACUGGCUUCGUGCCUCUCCGGCUUGUUAAUUGAUACAGUAGGACGUCUCCCGCUUCUUAUAGUGAGUUCUGUCCUAAUGUCAAUGGCAUUAGCGGGCUUCGGAAGCUACGCUUACUAUGAAGAGGUUCACCGUAAUCAGAGAAUUCAGAACGUGAUGUUCCAUCAGACUAUAGGACAGAAUGACUGGAUUCCUCUGCUCUGUGUGCUUGUGUUUACUAUAGCUUUUUCUUUGGGCAUGAGCCCUAUCUCUUGGCUGUUGAUUGGAGAACUAUUUCCAUUGGAGUACAGGGCGUUUGGCAGCGCAAUGGCGACGGCAUUUAGCUACCUCUGCGCUUUUGUUGGUGUCAAGACCUUUGUAGACUUCCAGCAGACCUUGGGAUUGCAUGGUGCAUUUUGGUUGUAUGCCUCUAUAAGCGUUGGGGGCCUCUGUUUCGUGGUCUGCUGCGUCCCUGAGACUAAAGGCAAAGACUUAGAUGAAAUGGACCCCAAUUACGUUCAGAGUUUAUCGCCGAAGAGGUAAAAAGUUAAAAUUACUUCGUGUUUACUUGAUAGCUUUUGGGUUAGAAGUAGAUAAUGUAGAAAGGGUUAACAGUAGGAUUUUGGGAUGGAAAACUAUAAAUAUUUGGAAUAUUAAAAGAAUGAGAACACCACGGAACGGCCUUCUUAAUGAAGUUCUAUAAAAUAGGAAUUGUCGUGUAAUAUAGGCUAGAUAAAGUAAGAUAGAUCCCUAUAUUUAAAGUGGCUUAAAGAAUGCAAAGUUUUCAAGUAAACACGAAGCGUUGACAAUAAUUGUACGUAGGAACAAAAUUAUAUCGAAUCCACCGCGAAAUUUUGGCUGUGCUUUUAAACAUUUUUUAAUAAAAAUACGCCUCAUAAUUUUAUGGUGGGCUAUCUUAAUCUUUAGAAACUUAGUGAAAGAUGAAAAUACCAGAUAUUAUACUCGCAUAUCCUCUAAUCCAUAUCUAAAUAGUUUGAUUUAAACAUAGUUUCUUUAAGAUUGCAGUGGUCCAUACUUUACUUCUCUAACUCUCCUUAGAGAUAUUUAAAAGAAAAUAGAUGAAAAAAAAACUAAAUAUUUCCCAAGUUCUCGAGAAUAGCGAAAAUAUCUUAACUAUACUGGUUAAUAUUUUAUCGAGCUUUCCUAUCUUAACUACGACAAUAAUUAAUUAAGACAAUAAAUAAUUAUUAAUGACAAUAUAAUAAUUAUUUAGCUCAGAGACGGUUUGAUUAUUAUUAUCAGAAUGAUAAAUAAUAGGUCGAUAUAUUUGAGUGAAAUAGAAAAUGAUGGGGUGACAUUAGAUAUUCAUAUUAUAGUUAUAUAUUCUGGAACUUAAUAAGCUUCAUCGGGAUUUUUUUCGCACUAAGUGAUGGAUGUAUUUAUCGCAAAACCAUGUAAAUAUUUAUUU